Messenger RNA from Mya arenaria, 1793 nucleotides. RefSeq lists its product as uncharacterized. Gene Ontology annotation, molecular function: protein binding. Bases 60 to 638 code for a protein of 192 amino acids. Lineage: Eukaryota; Metazoa; Mollusca; Bivalvia; Myida; Myidae. The transcript has 4 exons. The record is from RefSeq and is a predicted model, not a curated record.
AGAUAGAGGCACUUAGUUUUCACCUGCGGAACCGAACAGACACAGAAAAAAAGAAAACAAUGGCGAGAUUCGUGGAAUGGCUUCUGUUGGUACCGCUGGUUCAAAUAUUGGGUGAUGACCGUUACUCCAUGUGUCCAACUGGGCUCUUUAUACCGGAAGGAGAGAGCACGUGCCGCCCGUGUUCCGGUUGCCCCGACAACGAGGUCGUUAAGGAGACGUGUCUGGGUCACAGGGACACGGUGUGUGGGCCGUUUGUGGAGUUUAAGGCUUUCAAUUUCCAAGUACAUAACGACAAGACUACAACCCACCCUACACCCUCUCGGACAGACAGCGGUACAGAAGAUACACUUUACACACUGAGUAUCGUUUUAAUGGCGCUUCUGGCUAUCACCAGCGCCGUGUGUGUCUCCAUGGCCGCCCUCAUCUGCUACCGCCGACGACGCGACCGGAAGGAGUUGCUUAUGGAACAGGCGGGGAAAGAUGCUGUCGCAGGGAGCUACGACACCAUAGAUCCCCCUACGCGAAGGUGCCGCCGACGACCGCCGUCAAUGUCCGGAAAUGACCAAGCGGACACAGCGCGUCCGUCCUCCUCCAAUAUCGAACAGUUUGAAAUCGCGGAAGAGGAACAUCGCACAUAGAGAAACUGUGGCCACAAAAAGCGUAUCUGUGAUUGGGCGGUUCCAUUACUAGUAUAAGGAUCAGUUUUAGUGAAUAAAGUGUCCAAAUAAGGAAGAUAGAGCUUAGGAUUGCCCCUGAACUCGGGAUUAAGAGCUAUUAUACAGUUGUAAUUUGUUGCUAGGUAUCUGUAUUAAAAAAGUAACCAAUGGAUAUACAUGACUUUAGAAACCGUUUCAACAGGAUUUUAAGCCCACAAAGUAUCUAUAUAUCUGCUUGGAGUCUGAAUCAAGACAUGGCUCUGGUGUAGAAUCGUUUCUUAGAUUCUAGCACAGAAAGACAUGUGAAAUUUAAUACGCAUUUUAUAUACAACGAAAAACGAAAGUGUCCAUAUUGUACACAGGAUCAUAAACGCUUCAACGAAACGCGAAAACAGCAGGCCAUGGUGCCUCCAGGAAUCUGUAAAUACAAUACGUAUGCUUUUGUAUAUAUACAAAAUGGUAAAGAAGUGCUGUACACAUGUGUCUUACACGCAUGCUUCGCCUAUUCGUUAUGCAUACACAUGUAUGGCGAUAAAUGUAUCAUAAAGAAUCAUACAAUUGACAUCAUGCGACGUUUGCAAUGUUAAUCUAUCAGUAGGCGAAUUGUCAGUUAUAUAGGAAGAGCGAGCCCGAUCACAAUAUUUUAAUAUGAUUUCCUAUUUUCUACAAGAAAAAAUAAUUCCAAGUUUUGAUAUGAAUGUUUAGAAUUUGAACAGAAAUAAAUGAGCUUACCAGGAAAGCAGCAAAGAUUGUGCUUGUCCAGCCUAUCACAUUUAAUAUGAGAGAAAGACUAUCCGACACAGGAGCCAGGCAGCCCUGAAAUGGGCAAGAAACAUCCAGUGUUGGAUUUAUAACAUAGUCGAAACCGGAUGCCAGCGCUCGUUCGCUACGCUUCUACGUCGAUUUAAAGACACAACUCAUUCAUAUUAAGGCCAUAUUUUUAUAAGCCUUUUUGGUAACAUGUGGACUUCGUUUCGUGUGAAACGGGUGAUCUUCAUUUAUGUUUAGGUGUUUGCGGGACGAAAAACGCCAUCAACACCAAAGCUAUGCGAACUACAUCGGCAACUUUAAAACACUAUUUCUGUAUAAUGAAUGCUAACUGAAAUGAUUUUGAACUAUUAAACGUACCCUCAUGUA